This is a messenger RNA of Aspergillus welwitschiae, 1778 nucleotides long. Its product is annotated as DUF55-domain-containing protein. The record is from RefSeq and is a predicted model, not a curated record. Gene Ontology annotation, cellular component: chromatin; nucleus. Gene Ontology annotation, molecular function: DNA binding. The coding region runs from base 211 to 1125 and encodes 304 amino acids. Gene Ontology annotation, biological process: regulation of DNA-templated transcription. The transcript is spliced from 6 exons. NCBI's taxonomy places the organism in Eukaryota, Fungi, Ascomycota, Eurotiomycetes, Eurotiales, Aspergillaceae.
GGCGCGCCUGGAUCCUCGUGUCCCAACUCCCCCAGCGCCUCCCCGCUGGCAGGCUCCUGACUGGCUGAUCCCUUUGUUGUCUUCAUCUACUCUUGUCCUUUCUUGACCCUCCAUUCGAUCUUUGUUCCGUCUCCCUCUUCCCUCUCCCCAAAAUCUCCCGUGGAUCUUAUCGCGCAGAUAAAUAUCCCCCCAUCAACCUAUCAACCAGACAUGGCACCCCAAAGGAAACGCAAGUCGGAGAGCGCGCCAAUCGCCGAGGAAACCGAGUCACCUGCUGCGAAGAGAGUGGCCGCGCCCGACACACCGGCUACCGGAGAAAAGAGAAAGAGGGGUCGUCCCAGGAAAUAUCCUGAGGGUAGUACUCCCAAGCGCCCUGACGGCCCCAAAAGAGGCCGUGGUCGUCCUCGUAAAGAUCCGAAUGCCCCUACUCCCGCAAAAUCUACAACCCCCAAGCAGGGCAAACGGGGCAGGCCAAGGAAAAACCCGAUCGAGAAUGGAACCGAACCUACCUCAUCAACAACGAAACCAGAGACGAUCGAUACCACAUCCUUCGAAGGACGCUCAUACUGGUUGAUGAAGGCCGAACCGGAAUCGCGAUUAGAGAAAGGUGUUGAUGUAAAAUUCUCCAUUGAUGACUUGGCUUCUCGCAAGGAGCCGGAGCCAUGGGACGGUGUGCGUAACCCUGUUGCACAAAAACAUAUCCGUGACAUGAAGAAGGGUGAUCUCGCCUUCUUCUACCACUCCAACUGCAAAGUACCAGGCAUUGCGGGUAUCAUGGAGAUUGUCCAGGAGCAUUCACCAGAUGAGUCAGCCUUCGACCCCGCCCACCCAUACUACGACGAAAAGUCGAACCGAGACGAUCCCAAGUGGCAGGUUGUGCACGUAGAGUUCCGGCGCAAGUUCAACAAAAUGAUUACGCUGAACGAUCUCAAAUCAUAUGCACAGUCCGAGCGGGCUCUUGAAAAUAUGCAGGUGCUGAAGCAGUCCCGGCUGAGUGUGACGCCAGUAAGCGUCACAGAAUGGGCGUUUAUCAUGCGGGUAGCGGACGAAAACGAGGCCAAGGCAAAUGCCGAAGCUUCCAAGGAUGACAGUGCCGAGGGCGACGAGCCCGAAUCAAGCGAGUAAAGGAUAAAGCGAUUUUGUUGUGUUGCAGGGCUUCUGGGAUGAUCAACUUACUCUUGUGGGAAUUCGACACGCGCAUUUUACUCUGUUAUGUACAAUCAAGGGAUUUUCUUUCGGUGCAGCUGAUGGUGCGGUGGAGUCACGUAGCAGGCGGGUUACAACGGCAGCUUGUUUGGAUGACAUGUCAUGAUUCUGACCGGGGAUGCUUUUAUAUUGCCACUAGUUGACGCAUUAUAGGCCUUGUAAACUAGCAGAUCCCCUGGCGAGAACAUACCAUACCUUCUAGACUCGGCAAAAAACAUCUGUGGCUGUAGCGACGCUUUGUGUCUUGACGGUUAUCUGUCGUGCAACAAGUCGGAAAUCCAUCACUGCUGGCGGUAGAAGGAUUGUCAACUGCUUCUGAAUAUCCGCGACAACUGCAACCUAUUAUUGAGUAAUCGGGGAAGCGAGGGGUUUAUGGCGAGGAUUCGGGGAGGGGCGACCAAGCUGGAAGACCCGGAAGAACCAUGAUUGGGGAUGGAAGAUGCAAGCUGCAUGCACAUGAGGAGGGGAGAGCAGGUGGUCCCGCUAGAUGAGGGAAAGAAGUGCGGAGGAGCUGCAGAAUCAAGCUUAUCAAGCUGAGGUGAUUAGUUUACUUCGCCGGUGGAGUUGCUGAC